AUGAGUCUGGUGGGGGGCUUUCCCCACCACCCCGUGGUGCACCAUGAGGGCUACCCGUUCGCCGCCGCCGCCGCCGCCGCUGCCGCCGCCGCCGCCAGCCGCUGCAGCCACGAGGAGAACCCCUACUUCCACGGCUGGCUCAUUGGCCACCCGGAGAUGUCGCCCCCCGACUACAGCAUGGCCCUGUCCUACAGCCCUGAGUAUGCCAGCGGCGCCGCCGGCCUGGACCACUCCCAUUAUGGGGGAGUGCCGCCCGGUGCGGGGCCUCCGGGCCUGGGGGGGCCGCGCCCGGUGAAGCGCCGGGGUACCGCCAACCGCAAGGAGCGGCGCAGGACUCAGAGCAUCAACAGCGCCUUCGCCGAGCUGCGGGAGUGCAUCCCCAACGUGCCCGCCGACACCAAACUCUCCAAAAUCAAGACACUGCGCCUGGCCACCAGCUACAUCGCCUACCUCAUGGAUCUGCUGGCCAAGGACGACCAGAACGGCGAGGCGGAGGCCUUCAAGGCGGAGAUCAAGAAGACCGACGUGAAGGAGGAGAAGAGGAAGAAAGAGCUGAACGAAAUCUUGAAAAGCACAGUGAGCAGCAACGACAAGAAAACCAAAGGCCGGACAGGCUGGCCGCAGCACGUCUGGGCCCUAGAACUCAAGCAGUGAAGAAGAGGAGGAG
Messenger RNA from Peromyscus eremicus (cactus mouse), 667 nucleotides. RefSeq names its product heart and neural crest derivatives expressed 2 (gene Hand2). NCBI's taxonomy places the organism in Eukaryota, Metazoa, Chordata, Mammalia, Rodentia, Cricetidae. Bases 1 to 654 code for a protein of 217 amino acids. Gene Ontology annotation, molecular function: protein dimerization activity; DNA-binding transcription factor activity, RNA polymerase II-specific; RNA polymerase II transcription regulatory region sequence-specific DNA binding. The record is from RefSeq and is a predicted model, not a curated record. Gene Ontology annotation, biological process: heart development; regulation of transcription by RNA polymerase II. The transcript has 2 exons.